AUCACCACAACAAUGGGGUUUAAGAGCCAAUGUUCAUAUAUUUUCUUGGCUUUGAUUUUUGUUCUAGGAGUUUUCAUUUCUCAAGCUACAGCUAGAACUCUCCAGGAUGUAUCAAUGUAUGACAGGCUUGAACAAUGGAUGGCCAAGUAUGGGAGAGUGUAUAAGGAUGAUAAUGAGAAGGAGACGCGUUUCAAUAUUUUCAAGGAAAAUCUAGCAUUCAUUGAAUCUUUUAACAAAGAUGGGAACAAGCCUUACAAGCUUGGAAUCAAUCAGUUUGCGGAUCUCACAAACGAAGAGUUUAAAGCCACCAGAAACAGAUUCAAGGGUCAUAUGUGUUCUAAUGAUGCAGUUUCUUUCAAGUAUGAGAAUAUUACUGCAGUACCUUCAACUAUGGACUGGAGGAAAAAAGGAGCUGUAACUCCUAUCAAAGACCAAGGCCAAUGUGGAUGUUGUUGGGCAUUUUCUGCGGUGGCAGCUAUGGAAGGGAUUACUAAGCUAUCGACAGGCAAAUUAAUCUCUCUUUCCGAGCAAGAGUUGGUGGAUUGUGAUGUCAAGGGUGAGGAUGAAGGCUGUGGUGGAGGUUUAAUGGAUGAUGCCUUCAAAUUCAUUAUUUCAAAUCAUGGUCUUAACUCCGAGACUAACUAUCCUUACCAGGGAGUUGAUGCCACUUGCAAUGCCAAAAAAGAAGCCAACGAUGUUGCCAAGAUAACUGGUUACGAAGACGUGCCUACAAACAGCGAGUUGGCUCUGAUGAAGGCUGUUGCAAACCAUCCUGUCUCGGUUGCCAUAGAUGCCGGAGGUUCUGACUUUCAAUUCUACUCAAGCGGUAUCUUUACGGGAGCCUGUGGCACUGAUUUAGACCAUGGUGUUACUGCUGUUGGUUACGGAGUAACCAAUGGGACUAAAUAUUGGCUGGUUAAAAACUCAUGGGGUACUGGAUGGGGUGAAGAAGGGUACAUAAGGAUGCAGAAGGAUAUUGACGCGAAGGAAGGCCUCUGUGGCAUUGCGAUGAUGGCCUCCUACCCAACCGUCUAAAUCUUCAAAUAUAAGAAAGAAAAUAUCAUGUACUUAUUUCACAUAAUGUGUGUAAACUGUUAGUACUUGCAUAUAAAACCAAGAACUAAUGUUAAUGUACUACGUAUAUAUAUGUACAUUAACAUUAGAGUACUUUGUAUAUCAGCUUUUGUGAUAAGAUAUAAAUAAUCUUGUCUCUC
Messenger RNA from Tripterygium wilfordii, 1214 nucleotides. RefSeq names its product senescence-specific cysteine protease SAG39-like. The record is from RefSeq and is a predicted model, not a curated record. The transcript has 2 exons. The coding region runs from base 13 to 1035 and encodes 340 amino acids. Lineage: Eukaryota; Viridiplantae; Streptophyta; Magnoliopsida; Celastrales; Celastraceae. Gene Ontology annotation, cellular component: lysosome. Gene Ontology annotation, molecular function: cysteine-type endopeptidase activity.